CAAAAACCAAGCAAAAAAGGCAAUGGCGGCCACCCGUUGGAUAGUCAGCGAGCUCGGCUCCACGAAAAAUCUUGAAAAGAUGUGAUCUACGUGUCGCGAUCGACGAGCGUAAAUUCGAGGUGUGUGGCCUGAAGGCAAGGGAGUACUAUUAUCUAGAGAUAGAAAUGGCACACAGUAUGUGCAGAGGAUGGAUGGUAGACAGGUGGACUUGUCAUCGAAUCUAUUAGACAACGAAUGUUGGCCACUGGCAAGUCAAUCGGAAAGAUACGACAGGCAGGAAGGAGUAAAUGAGCGAGCGCACCUAAGUAAUGAGCGAAACUCGGCAUUAUCCUAUUCGCUCGGUCUCGGACUUAUACGCAGCCGAGGAAAUAGAAGUGCUUCUCCUAGAAGAGAUACGCGAUCUGGAACCACCACCUGCUGUAUAUUCUAAACCCGAAGACAUUCAAGACUUCGAAAUUGCAGGCAGUAGGACAGGGGGGCGAAUCAGCUCCCAAUCAUCAGAGCUGGAUUCGCCAGGGGUACAUUCAACAGUCCAUUCUUGGGAUUCGCAUGCUAACUAUCACGGUCACUAUGGUAAUAGUGAUCAUAGACCUGGCUCUUCAUCGAAUGCCAUGCCUUGGUCACGUGCAAGUCAUGUGGUUAUUUAUUGCGAUAUACAGGGACAUCUUAAAACACCUACGGGUGUUGUUAGACUUUUAUUACUUAUAUCUUCUGCAGCUUGUUUGGCAACUUUAUGCAGUUCUGGCACUGCCAAGGUCAGCAUUUUUAUGCUGCCUUUAGCAGAUCGUUUACGAUUCAUGAUCUUUGUAGCUGUUUUCUGUUUCUUGGUCACUGCAGCCCUUCUCUUCCUUGAUAUUUCGCAUGUCAUUUACAUCCUUCCUUUAAAUUGGACUAAAGUGAAUGCUAUAGUAUUCACUGGCAUAGGCUUGUCAUAUGCCGCAAGUAGUGCAUUAUUAGCAUGUACAGUAUGGGAAUACCACAGUGGUGGCUGGGUAGCAAGACGCACACGUUCCCAACUGACUGCUGCGGCAGUAGUGGGACUUUUCUGUGCUUUCUUAGCAUUUUUACUAUCUUGGAUACAUUGUCGUAGUGGAUCAAGUUGUAAAGGUCAAGAUUCUCGUAGUCAUACUCCAACGCAACUUUAUAAACCUGUUGAUAAUUCUUCUUCCUCUGGGGUCACUUUGAAGGAACGUAGUCCUAAGAGACCUGCAUCGUGGGCCGUGAAAAAUCAGCAAUCGAAGAAACGCAAUGCAGACAGUGACACGAACACUAGUAACGGUGGCCAUCGCGGUAGCGAGAAAUUCAAGCAAGGCGCCAACAGAAAGGACCACUGGGCUUCGGCCAAGCAACAUAUUUUAGAAAAUACGAAUAAUGAGGAUGCUCAGCGGGAGGAUGCCGAGAUCGAGAGGAGACGAAGAAGACGAAGGAAAGAAGGUGACAGCAGUUCGACUGGUGAUGGAACUGCGCCAAGUAGUAGUAAAGUUGAUACUAGUCGUGUUAUCGCGGAAGAAGCGAAGACUAGGAAAGUACCGCGAAAGUUGCCUCUACAGUCAACAGUGGAGCAAUCUCGUUCGUGGUCCGACGCCGAACGUAGGAAUAGUGGCACUACGCAAAUUAAAAGUAAAACUAGGCGAAUGCCAGUGAGUAAUGACGCACAGAAUUGUUGUGAAAUGAAUGAAGCUAGAUCGAUCAAUCAAGUGACUCGAAAUGGUCUCCGAAAUUGGGAGGCAGAGUGUGCAUCUAGUAACGGUAUAGAAGAAGCUACCGAUACAAAUAUGGUUGUUCGUAACGCCAUGUGGUCCGAACAAUGGCGCCCACCACCAGAUGAUGUUCAACCUUGCUCUAGCAAAACUAUCGAUCCUUACAGCUUUGCCUGAUCGUCUUGUGAAAUACGAAGCACACACUUUAGGACGUGAUUGUGUCCAAAGUUUUAAGAUCUUGUAUAAAAAUUAUUGCUGCCUUGUACAUUUUGCUGCCAAGAAAAUAGGUUCUUUUUAGUUGUU
Molecule: messenger RNA, 2003 nt
Organism: Pogonomyrmex barbatus (red harvester ant)
Lineage: Eukaryota; Metazoa; Arthropoda; Insecta; Hymenoptera; Formicidae
Cellular component (GO): membrane
Source: RefSeq, a predicted model, not a curated record